Messenger RNA from Rosa rugosa (rugosa rose), 1236 nucleotides. RefSeq lists its product as uncharacterized. Lineage: Eukaryota; Viridiplantae; Streptophyta; Magnoliopsida; Rosales; Rosaceae. The record is from RefSeq and is a predicted model, not a curated record. The transcript is spliced from 2 exons. Gene Ontology annotation, molecular function: zinc ion binding. The coding region runs from base 119 to 1072 and encodes 317 amino acids.
UAUUGCUGCAUCGGCAAAGGAUGCCAAUCAAGUUGCUUAUGCUAUUGUGGAUUCUGAAAAUGAGAGUAAUUGGAGAUUUUUUCUUGAGGUUUUGGCUGAAGAGUUUGCAAAACACCCUAUGAGGAGGGUGACAUUCAUUUCUGAUCGUCAUGUUGGGCUUGUUAGUGCUUUCCCUAGAGUGUUUCCUAAUAAUCCACAUGGGUUUUGUUUUAGACACCUGAUGUCUAACCUUUCUGACAAAUUUCCAGCUGGAUCUUACCUCAAGGAUCGGAUUCCUUACUUGUUUAUGUGUUGUGCUUAUUCUCGCACACCGGAGAUGUAUGAGUUCAACAUGGAAAUCUUGAGGAGUGAAGGCGGUGACAUAGUUGCUCAAUUUCUGGAGGAUCUUCCCAAGGAGAACUGGUGUAUGGCUUACUUUAAUGGUGAAAGAUUUGGUGAAAUGACAAAUAACUUGGCUGAGUCUUUCAAUAAUUGGGUGUUGCCUUUGAAGAGUCUUCCUAUUCUUGAUAUUAAUGAUGGCAUUAGAGUGAAGUCCAUGGCUUCAAUUGCUGCUCGGAAGCAGGAUGCUCAUGAAUGGUUGUCUGAGUUGUGCCCAGUGAUUGAAAAGAAGCUGAAGGACAAUUUGGAAGUCGGAAGGCAUUGGAGAGUGAGCAGGUCUGAUACCUAUGUGUAUGAAGUUCACUGCCAGAAGUACAAUAGCAUGGUAAAUUUGGAAACUCGGUUUUGUUCGUGUGGAGAAUGGCAGCUGUAUGGCUUCCCAUGUUCCCAUGCACUUGUAGUGAUCCAACAACAUGGUUCUUCCCCGUAUUUGUAUGUCAAUGAGCUGUACAAGGUGGAUAAAUAUCGAGAAACUUAUUCUUUCCCAAUUAAUCCUCUUCCCUCUAUUUCGAAGCAAGUGCAUGAUUUUUGUAGAGAUGCGGUGAUCUUGCAGCCGCCUUUGACUAGAAGACCACCGGGAAGGCCUAGAAAGAAGAGGUUCAGAAAAAGGAGCGAGAAAACCAGGGUGAUCAAGUGUGGUAGGUGUGGAAAAUGUGAUGGUCACAACAGAAAGAGUUGUACAACUCCGAUAUAGGUUCAAUUCUGCCUACAUGCCUUUAACAGUGACAUGGCAAGUGACAUAGCAAGUGACUCCAAUACAGUUUGAAUUUUUGUUUUGAUUUUUCAUUUUUUUCAAUAAAUGAUAAGAAGUGCUUGUAAGGUGCUUACUCAUUGGAAUUUUUUUUUUUUGACUAUGAG